Molecule: messenger RNA, 2058 nt
Organism: Castor canadensis (American beaver)
Lineage: Eukaryota; Metazoa; Chordata; Mammalia; Rodentia; Castoridae
Gene: Shf
Product: Src homology 2 domain containing F
Molecular function (GO): phosphotyrosine residue binding
Source: RefSeq, a predicted model, not a curated record
AUGUUACUGAGCGGAGCUCCUCCGGCGGGCUCCGGCCCCGGGCCGCGGGCGCAAGGGAGCGCUGGAGGCGGCCCGGGGGGCUCCCGCCGGGGUGCGGGGAGUGCGGGAACCGGCCCAGGAGGGGGCGGCAGCGGCGGCGUAGCCAAGUGGCUCCGGGAGCAUCUAGGCUUCCGCGGGGGAGGCGGUGGCGGAGGGGGGGGCAAGCCGGCGCCCCCAGAGCCGGACUACCGCCCCCCCACACCCUGCCCGGCCGCGCCCCCUGCGCCGCCCCCGGACAUCCUGGCCGCCUACCGGUUGCAGCGGGAGCGCGACUUUGAAGACCCCUACUCUGGGGGGUCGUCCGGCUCCACCGCCCUAGCCACCCCCGCAGCUCCCGGCCCCACUCCGCCCCCGCGCCACGGCUCGCCCCCACACCGCCUUAUUCGGGUUGAGACCCCUGGGCCCCCAGCGCCCCCUCCGGAUGAGCGGCUCUCCGGACCCCCAGCCAGCAGCGACAGGCUGGCAAUCCUAGAAGACUAUGCGGAUCCAUUUGAUGUUCAGGAGACUGGUGAAGGCUCAGCAGGAGCUUCAGGAGCCCCAGAGAAGGUCACAGAGAACGAUGGCUACAUGGAGCCCUAUGAGGCCCAAAAGAUGAUGGCUGAGAUCCGAGGCUCCAAGGAGACGGCAGCUCAGCCCUUGCCCCUGUAUGACACACCCUAUGAACCAGAGGAAGAGGGAGCCACUCCAGAAGGUGAGGGGGCCCUCUGGCCCCGGGAGUCCCGCCUGCCUGAGGAUGAUGAGAGGCCCCCAGAGGAGUAUGACCAGCCCUGGGAGUGGAAGAAGGAGCGGAUUUCCAAAGCCUUUGCAGUUGACAUAAAGGUCAUCAAAGACCUACCUUGGCCUCCACCGGUGGGACAGCUGGACAGCAGCCCUUCCCUGCCUGACGGGGACAGGGACAUCUCCGGUCCAGCCUCACCUCUCCCCGAGCCCAGCCUGGAGGACAGCAGCGCCCAGUUUGAAGGACCGGAGAAGAGUUGCCUGUCACCUGGCCGGGAGGAGAAGGGGCGGCUACCCCCCCGACUUGCUGCAGGGAACCCCAAGUCAGCCAAGCCCCUAGGCGUGGAGCCCAGCAGUCCCCUGGGGGAGUGGACAGACCCAGCACUGCCGCUGGAAAACCAGGUCUGGUACCACGGGGCCAUCAGCAGAACAGACGCCGAGAACUUACUCCGGCUGUGCAAAGAGGCCAGCUACCUGGUGCGCAACAGCGAGACCAGCAAGAAUGACUUCUCCCUCUCCCUCAAGAGCAGCCAGGGCUUCAUGCACAUGAAGCUGUCCCGGACCAAGGAACACAAGUACGUGCUGGGCCAGAACAGCCCGCCCUUCAGCAGCGUUCCUGAAAUCGUGCACCACUAUGCCAGCCGCAAGCUGCCCAUUAAGGGGGCCGAACACAUGUCCCUGCUGUAUCCCGUGGCCAUUCGGACUCUGUAGUUGUGAGGCCAGGGCACCAUGACAGACCUGAACGGAGUGAGCCCUGUCACCUGGCUGAGGGUUGUGGUUCCUGCCAGGGAUGUGAUCUCGCAAACCUUUCUUCCGCUUGCCCUGGGACCUAGUAGAUGGUGGAGACUCCGUAAUUUAUUCUAAAGGGGAAGGGCUUCCGGGGCCUUGGAGUUAGGGAAUGUCUGGAGCUGGGGAUAGAGGAAACCCUGGAGAGAGAGGAUAACCCCAGGAGGCUGUAAAGCCGCUGGUCUCCUGGGGAGUUUAGGAUUGGCAGCUCCAGUUCCUUUCCGACCCUAGGGAAGAGGUGGUGCCGUCCUUCACCACCACUCGACCUACCGGGUCAAUGCUGGGCGAAGCGGGACGCCCCUACCAUCUCUCCUCCUCCAUUCCGCCUGUAAACCACUGGAGAGCUCCGCCCAGAGUCUGGUGCGGGGCUUGGGGAAGAUAGACCCCCCCCCCCCGUCUCCCUUGGGAUGGAGACGGCCCUGGGGGUGGGGAGAAAAGGGAUCAGGCUCAGGGAACUUGUGCGGUCCCCAGGCCGCCCCGGCUCCCGGCCAGAGGCAAUAAAUAAACCCGAUUUUG